Molecule: messenger RNA, 4253 nt
Organism: Wyeomyia smithii (pitcher-plant mosquito)
Lineage: Eukaryota; Metazoa; Arthropoda; Insecta; Diptera; Culicidae
Exons: 8
Coding region: 1533-2915 (460 amino acids)
Source: RefSeq, a predicted model, not a curated record
ACCGUGCUCAAGUCAGUUGCUAUUCGGCGUUCGGCACUUCGACACAACUCUUGGGUUCUUUCUUCGAGAGUACGCGGUCUUCAACCGGUGUACCGGUGUUGCAGUAAUUUUUUUGUUAUUUUGGAAACUAUUGGCAAGUGUUUCCCGGUGGUGUUUUACUUUAUCAGCGUCAGCUGAUUUGGUGUUUCGGGUUAUUCUAUGCAGUGUUGCUUGCGAUUGCAAAAGCCAUAGCCAGUGCUACAAAAUUCGAUUGUUUUGUCACAAGAAACCUUGCAAAAAGCGCUGAGUUUUGAAGGUUUUCCUAACCCAAGCUAGGGUUGAAUUGUGAAUUAUUUUGGUGUUUGAAAAAAAAAAUCAUCAAUUGAAGUUCAAGUGAAUCUAUGCUAGUAGUGUAGUGAAGUGAUAAGCAAAAGUUCAGAUACGGUUUGCGAGUCCUUUUUCCUUUUGCGGAACAGAUCAAAAGGUCACUUGAAAGGAUAAUUCAGUUGUUACAGUUGCAACGGACAGUUGCAAAUUGUUUAGUGUGAGUAAGAAAACCAAAAGAUUUGGCCGAUUUUCUCCGCUCCAGUUUCGAAGGCGAAGAACAUUCGCUGCAUCGCUCCAUCGUGUUUCUUCCAGAUGUAGCCGAUUCUUUGCCAAAAGUGCAGCAGCGAAAAGCUAAGCCUGCAGCCUAUCGGCGUGCAUAAUUGUGCUACGUGAAACCAAAGAAAACAGCAACAAACAUUAAUUAUACCUCCGGCAAACGGCGGCCAAUUCGCAACGAAAUCGCUCACGUGCGCGGUGGUAUUCUUAUCUGUAGCGUUUUUUCUUUUUCUCGUGGAGUACUGAAACGCUACACGAAAUCUGACGUAGGAUCGUACGGUAUUUUUUGCAUUUUACUACAUUCGGUCAUCGUUUGGCUGUUUUAUUUUGAGAGUUUGUGCUACUCUUCUUUUUGUGAACUGUAUCCGAUUAGUUCCGUACCCACUUGUGUGGUCUAAAAACAACUACUGUUGCUGUGGCUGAUUGUUGCUGUUUGCGGUGGACAAACCGAUAAAGUAAACAGUCACUCAGCAAGCAAAAAGCAACCGCCUGAGUAUAAGGAAGCGGCGAGAAAUGCUUCGGUCACUUUGAACAACAGCAGACCACCUCUAGCGCGGCAAUUGUACCACCGGUAAUAGGCGAAAAACCAAUGAACUAAUCUGUACAAUCAGUAAACGCGUACUAAGACUCCGAAGGAACUCGCAAAUUGGCAAACAACGAACCAACUGUUGAUGACCGGAAAAAUAAACCGGAAGCAUAACAGCACUAACGAAACAGAGCAUUUUAAUUAAAAAGUUUCCGAGCAGCAGAAAUAUUUCACCCGUAAUUAGUGAUCCGGAUACAAAUACAAACACCCGUAGUGAUUUUUGUAUGCUGCUUUCGGAACCGUUCAGAUGCCCUCGACAACUAUAACAACAGCAGCCGCACAGCAAAUUCAGUAGCAAUAACUCGCAAUUAGUAGCGGAUAAGGAUUUGUAUAAGCACAUAGCCACAAUAAACUAAACGAUAAAAUGACGAGAAAUAUGGUGACAGCAAUAAUUGCCCUCUGCCUUCUAUCCAGCCUGCAUCUCACAGUCUGCGGCCAACAAGAGCGGCAAGUUCGGUACAACACUUUGGAGGCAUCCGAAGCACAAUCAGAAGCAGCAGCCCGGGGUCUGAUACCACACAACGGUGAACAGGUAUCGACCCGGCGUUUCAAGCGGAUGUACGCAAUGUGCCCUCCGCACUUUUUCCGCGUUGGCAACGAAUGCUACUUUAUCUCUCAAAACAAACAAAACUGGCUAGACGCUCACUUCGAGUGCAAGGAUCGGAAUAGUAAACUGGCCGAGCCACUAAAAUAUGGCGACCGUAAUCUAAGGAAGUAUCUAUCAAUGACGAGAGAAAAAAAUUAUAUUUGGAUCGGUGGCAAUUACAACUGGCGAGCCAACAAAUGGCAGUGGGGUUAUAACGGGGAGGAAAUCGGUUAUCAAUCCUUCAGCCAGAUGGUUCCAGGGAGCAGCCAGGAUCUGAAAUACCACUGUGCAGUGCUUAACCCUGACCUCAAAUUCAGGUGGUCAGCCAAGCUAUGCACAGAAAAGUUAAACUUCAUCUGCCAGCACAAGAUGCCAUUAGUUAGCAGCAACAGUCGAGCGAAGGUAUACAACCGAUGGAAUGCCACCUUCCCGAACGAGAUGGCCAACGAGGUGGAAGUGGUGGUAGCUGAUCAACCCCGCAAUAGCCAGCAGAAGGAUUACUACAGCACGGUCAGUAACACUACGGUGAGCCCGACAGUUUUGUACAACAGGUACAGAAACAUGAAGCACUCGAACCGAACACUACGCAUCCGACCUUCCCGCCGCCGACCGAACCGCAAACAGCAGCUGCUGCCAAAAAAUGACUUCAUCAGUAACGAUGUAUUCCGUCGACCGACCGCCGGAUACGUUCCGGACAGUGAGAUAAAUCUGGUCAACGGAAAUGGUCACCGCAAUGGUAACGGAGCUGGUCCUAUGCAGCGAAGGUUUAAUGUCGACAUUCACCGUGGCCGGUCCCACAAAAAGCACAACCACAUGAAUGAAGUCAUCUCGCAGUACUUGCCACACCAACAUCGUCAUCAUCUAGGAGAAACUUAUACCAAGCCGACUACGACAGCGACAACGACGACACCAGUGACAACGAUCACUACAACAACUGAGGCACCGGAAAUACUUCCAACGGAAGCUGAUCAGACCUUCUUCAGGAAUACAUACCAAGCACAGCAGCGAGAAAUAUCACUGGAAGAGAAGAAAGCUCGCCGUGAUAAAGUUCGAGAGCGAUUAGCCAAGUUAUCGCCUGAAGAACGUGAACAAUUCUUCCGCGAGCGAUCCAAACGGAAACGGUCGAAGCAAACGCGUGCUAGGAACGAAACCAUUCCGUAAACAUUGCAGAGCAUGUUCCAGCCAUGCGCAACUAGAGAAAAAUCGCAAAAUAUAUAUGGGACGAAAAAAUAUGAACUCCAACCUAGAAGAAUGCCGAGAUUGAUAAAUCUUACAAACCACAAGUUACAAAAAUUAAAUAAACAUAAGUCAGUUCCUAAGUCUAUCUCCAUGUACUCGGUCGAAAUCAUAGUUUUAUUUCGACCAUUCAAAGUUUUAACAAAGCACAUCUACACAUAUCCUUCCUCCGUAUUGUUCUAGUAAAAAAAUGCGGUACCCUUUUUGGUCGCUCCAGCUGGCCUCGUUUGUAUGUCGUGUAGUCGAAUUUCAGCUGGGAGAUAUUGUCCCUUACUCUAACAGCGAAGUCUGUCUUGUAAACAGUUCCCAAUGCGGAACCGAGGCUUUGCCUUAACCCUAACCACUUAAUUUUAGACUAAAAUGCUCUUGUUCCACGUAGCGCGCUUUGUUUGUUUAUUUAACACCUAUUUAACUACAGUUAGUUAUGCGUUGAAAUCAAUCUAAUGUAAAAUAUUAUCAGUGUCACACUAUAAGUUCAGCAAUGAUUUCAAUUAAUGCGCUACUAUUUUUCCACUUAAACAAAAUAUUACCUUAAACUUUAGUUCGUACGGAGAAUUGUGAAAAAAAAACAAUUGCGCCAACAGUCAUUAUUUGCUAAGUUCAAAUUUUCUAAAAUUAUUGGAAGUAAUUAGUUUUCAUUGAAAGGGUAGCAAAAAUCAUACAAAUAUUUCAACUUACAACAAACACAACUAGAGAGAGGUCAAUUUCCCAGUAGAUUACAUACAAAGCUUUGUAGUUCGGUAAGGCACACGCUACCUAUUUUGACUUAGUGCAAAUAACGUGACAAACAAAAAUUGAAAAACAAAUCGUUUCCUCCUUUAGAAUUGUACUUCAAAACAUUUCAGCAACAAUAAAAAAAAGGUAAAUCGCAAAAAAUAUAUUAACAUUUUGCCAUAUUAACUUUAAGUUUGCAACCGUGUAGGAGCUAUUACGAUGAAAACUGCUGUUGAUAACUAGUGAUUAAAGUUACAUUAAGCAAACUCAAAUCCCUGAAAGUAAGAUUAAAUGUGUUGCAAAAUUUUCGCACGAAAAACAAACUUAUUCAAUGCUGCUUCAACGAGCGAAAAGAAAAUGAAGAGUGUAAAGAGAGGCAAUGGUAUGAAAGAAGGCAGAAGAGAAUUAUUGUUACAAUUGGACUGAAAACUAUUGUCGCUUUUAAAGAAAAAGCACAAAUGCAAAAUGGAAGUGAAGUAAUUAGACGAACAACCAGUUGUAAUGCAAUAGACAAGGGAUAUGCGCAUUCAAAUAAAAGCUAAGCGAGAA